Molecule: messenger RNA, 1904 nt
Organism: Amphibalanus amphitrite
Lineage: Eukaryota; Metazoa; Arthropoda; Thecostraca; Balanomorpha; Balanidae
Product: zinc metalloproteinase nas-13-like
Exons: 1
Coding region: 26-1558 (510 amino acids)
Biological process (GO): proteolysis
Molecular function (GO): zinc ion binding; metalloendopeptidase activity
Source: RefSeq, a predicted model, not a curated record
GUCAUCCAAAGCCAGAGGUCCGGCCAUGACACCAGGAAGCUGCUCACUGCCGGCGCUGGCGCUCUGUGCGGCACUGCUGCUCGUCGGCACGGAAGGACACGUUCGAGGGAUCGACUCAUCCGACACCGGCGGCCAGCAGGGAGGUACAGAGUCGAGGAUCAACGCCAAGAGCCUGAUGACGCUCAUUAGAAUGCUGGUCACCAGGAACGACGUUGGAGCCGAUGUAGAAGGUCAGUCGAAAGGAAUGCUGUCAAGAAUCCCAAAGGAAAUGACUUCAUUCUGGUCAGAUCGCGCCGCCAUCAAGCGCAGCGACGACAAAACAGAACAGGAUUUGUAUCCACUAGCGCCGACAGUCCAAAAACGCACGCAAGGCUCCGAUCAAUACACGGAUGAAAAUGGUGAGCAUCUAAGCCCAACCGACUUCUCCAACGCCGCAAAAAUAUCCAACGAAAUUGACGAACGCCCUGAGGGGGCAGCAGAUCCGACAGAAAACCAUGAUAUAAAAGAUGCCGACUUUUUUGAAGGAGAUAUCGUGCAUGGUCAUCCUGAGAGGCAGGGUCGCAAUAUGAUCAGGGACGAUGACCAAAAGUGGCUGCGCGGUGAAAUUCCGUACGUUAUCGCCUCAGGAUUUAACACUGACGAGCGAGCCACGAUUGCCAAGGCCGUGCUCGAGUUUGAGCGCAACACAUGUAUCCGUGUGCGGCCGCUGGGUCCGACCGACGACGCCAGCCAGGGCUACGUGCGCAUCAUCAAGGGCGAUGGGUGCUACAGCUCCGUGGGACGCCAGGUCUCCAGUCCCGGGCAGGAGCUUUCGCUGGGAAACGGCUGCCUCUUCCCAGGCAUUGUCGUGCACGAGUUUAUGCAUGCCAUCGGUUUCUGGCACGAGCAGAGCCGUCCCGACCGCGACAGCCACGUGAUGAUCCACUACGACAACAUCAAGUACGGCAAAGACUACAACUUCAAGAAGUACACCACGAAUGAAGUGCAGCUGAAGGGCACCCCCUACGACGUCGGAUCCAUCAUGCACUAUGGGCCUUAUGCGUUCGCUAGAAACCGUAACCAGCCGACUAUAUCGGCACUGAAGCAGACCUCUGUGACGAUGGGACAGCGGGAGGGACUCUCCCACUACGACAUCCAAAAAAUAAACACACUCUACGGGUGCAAGGACGUGACCAAACCUCCGCCGCCGAUAACCAAACCAGAAAAAUGCACCGAUAGAAACAUGUACUGCAAGGACUGGGCAGCUGCCGGGGAGUGUGGCAAGAACCCUCUCUACAUGAACAUUUACUGCGCCAAAUCUUGCGAUAAGUGCUCCGACAAGUCCUGUGAAGAUCUCAAUGAACUCUGUCCGAAGUGGGCGGAGACCGGCGAAUGCGCCGCCACGCCAUCCUACAUGACACUCUACUGCAAGAAGUCCUGUGACCUGUGCGACGGAAACGGAGGCAUGGCCUGCAACAACGUCAACGGCUACUGCGAGGCCUGGGCUGAGAUGGGUGAGUGCGACAAGAACCCCGACUACAUGCACGGCAGCUGCCGGAAGGCGUGUAAGCUCUGCUAAGGUUACAGGAGGGCAAACGAUACACAUCAGGGUCUUUUUGAUGUGUGCUGUAUACUUGCUCAGACAUAUAUAGAUCUGCAUGUCUACAUCUGAGCACUUACACUAGGAAAGCUCAUAGAUGCGUUAUCUGUGGCGUUAACUACCAAUUGGGUAUUGUUAUUGUUCUUGUGUUAUUGUAAGAAUUGCUCUUGUUCUUGUUCUUGUGAUGGGUUUGGGAAGUAGGUGGGAACUAAGCUGUUUUGGUGAGAGUUGCUGCUUUAUAGAUGAAUGAAUGCCUUUCUUGUUCGAGAAGGCAGACAUGAGGCUGAUUUGGCAUUCUGACUAUAUCUAUACAUUGUUGUGUUGA